AUUGAUGAAGUCUCCAAGCGAAGUCGUAUGUAGAGCAUAUCGUAAAUAUGGCAAAAUAUAGAGGUGAUAAAGGAAUUCUGAAAAGAGCCUUUGAUUUGAGCGAAUUGCCGAAAACUGUGGAUUUGAACUCUCCACCUGUAAGUGGGCUUGAUUAUUUGUAUAGAGUACGUUUAGAAUCGAGAAAAUGCCCAAAAAUUGUAGUGUCAAAUAUUGACACCGCACAGUUCUUGCAUCUUCAAAAUGUAAAAGUUGAUUUUUGCAAUGGUUUUGUAGCUGCGAAACCAGGUUUCGCUCCUGAUCCCAGAUGGCAGAAAGAAGUACUUGAAUUAUUUAUGCAUUCUAAACAACGAUUUUCAAAAAAUCGAGUUAUGCUGAAAACGAAAUUCCCUCGACCAGAUUUCCCAAAGUUGAGUAAACAAGAACAAUGGUGCAUUUUUUGUCUUGGGCCAAAAAAGCAUGAUGAAUUGUAUAAUGUGUUAUCAAAAACAGACUGCGAACCUUCUGCUAAAGGCAAAAAAUUGCGUUUGAGUGAAAGCGGUAAUGAACCGUUACUUAGUGUUGUUGCCCAUUUAAAUCAGCGAUCUGUAAUACGGUUAUUAUCAUACCAUAUAGAUUGGCUAGAAGAUGGAAGUUUUACUCAUGAUCAAGGUGUUUGGAUAUAUGCACUUCUUGUGUGUCUUGAAAAACCCCUAGAGCCAGAUACUUGUGCUCUUCUACGUUCUUUAUCAAGAUGUUGUACCACUCACAGGGCUAAAUUAAAUAACCCUGAAGAUACUGUUCUGAAAUCUUUGAAUUUAAUUAUUUCAAUCAUAGCAAAUUAUUUUGAUCAAAAAGAUAUGAGUGAUAAAUUUACUACAGAUUAAUAGCUAUCUUAUUCUGGAGAUGAAUAAUAAUUAUGCAAGUUCUUAAUAACAGUAGACUGAUUGGUUGAUCUUUAGAUUAUGGUAAUUUGGCGACCAACUCUGCUACAGCAACCCUCUUUUUUUUUUUUUUUUUUUUUCCGCCGCCAUUUGGUCUUAACGAAGUAAAGACAUGUUUCUUUUCAUU
Molecule: messenger RNA, 1047 nt
Organism: Stegodyphus dumicola
Lineage: Eukaryota; Metazoa; Arthropoda; Arachnida; Araneae; Eresidae
Product: gem-associated protein 2-like
Biological process (GO): spliceosomal complex assembly; spliceosomal snRNP assembly
Cellular component (GO): nucleus; spliceosomal complex; SMN complex
Source: RefSeq, a predicted model, not a curated record